Messenger RNA from Monopterus albus (swamp eel), 3891 nucleotides. It is a transcript of the gene ankrd6b, whose product is annotated as ankyrin repeat domain 6b. Gene Ontology annotation, molecular function: protein binding. The coding region runs from base 315 to 2654 and encodes 779 amino acids. NCBI's taxonomy places the organism in Eukaryota, Metazoa, Chordata, Actinopteri, Synbranchiformes, Synbranchidae. The transcript has 16 exons. The record is from RefSeq and is a predicted model, not a curated record.
CAGUGUGCUCUGUGUAGUUUCUUCACGGGGUCUGUCGGAGUAGGUAGCACCGUCUCCGUCCGUACGGUGGGAAUUGUGUGGCACCUUCUCUUAGAGCAGCUGACAGAAUGAAUGGGAGGAAUUUUGGCAGUUUGUGGACUCCGUAGUACUGGACGAAUCCGCAGCACUGUCAACCUUUCUAGCACCCGUUUGACAUCUCUGGUCACAAUGACGCUCACCAUGAGUUAGAAGGCAUCGUAGACCAUCACCACAGCUGUCUUCCCCACCAUCUGCAGCACUUUGUACGGAGACGGUAGCAUCACUUGCCCUGCUUCAUGAGCCAGCAGGAUGCGGCUGAGGUCCUCGCACUCUCCGAGCGCCUCCUUAUAGCUUCACACAAGGGACAAGCUGACAAUGUGGUCCAGCUUAUCAACAAGGGUGCAAAAGUAGCUGUCACCAAGUAUGGCAGAAGCCCCCUGCACUUGGCUGCCUACAAAGGCCACAUUGAGGUUGUGCGUAUUCUGCUCAAAGCUGGCUGUGACCUGGACAUUCAAGACGAUGGGAAGCAGACAGCAUUACACCGGGCUGCUGUGGUGGGAAACAGUGACAUUAUCAGUGCUCUCAUUCAGGAAGGGUGUGCACUGGACAGACAGGACAAGGAUGGCAACACUUCUCUCCAUGAGGUAUCCUGGCAUGGCUUCAGCCAGUGUGUCAAACUGCUGGUGAAGGCUGGAGCCAACGUUCAUGCCAAAAACAAGGCAGGAAACACAGCUCUCCACCUUGCAUGUCAGAAUGGUCAUGCUCAGAGUUCCAAGUUUCUGCUCCUGGGAGGCUCUAGGCCUGACAGCAAGAACCAUGGAGGAGAUACUUGUCUGCAUGUGGCAGCACGCUACAACCAUGUGGCUGUGGUCUGUAUCCUGCUGGGAGCCUUUUGCUCUGUGUCGGAGAAGAACCGUGUGUGGGACACACCACUCCAUGUGGCAGCUGCUCUGAACCAUAAGAAGACAGUACGUCUGCUGUUGGAGGCAGGCGCAGACAGCCGCACCUGCAACAAUGCAGGUGAAACAGCUUUGGACCAGGCCAGAGAACACAACAACCCAGAUGUGGCACUCCUCCUAACCAAAGCUCCUCAGGUGCAGAGCUUUUUGCGUGGCAGGAGUGUGGGAAAGAGGAGAGACAAGCUGAAGGCAGAGGGCCGAGCUCAGUCAGUGCCCAGAGAGGAGAUGCUGCCCUUUAAGGACAAUGCAUCUGCUGCAGAUGAUACCCAGAGCAGUGAUCGAGCUGCCUGCAAACACACUGAGGUGGCCGAGUCAAAUGCCAGGAAGGGAAAGAACAGGAAGCAGAAAGAAAAGCUGUUUUUGUCUGACCCCCUCCACCGCCGCCGAGAGACCAGACACAGUGAAUCCUUUCAAAAGAGAAAAGAUAAACUGCAAGGAGCCUCUCCUUAUGCCUCCAUCCCUCCACACAACUUUAAAGCCUAUCAGCUCUACACAUUGUACCGGGGCAAGGAUGGAAAGAUCAUGCAGGCCCCUCUGAAUGGCUGCCGCUGUGAACCUCUCAUCAGUAAACUGGAGAACCAGCUGGAGGCCACUAAGGAGGAGAUGAAGACUGAGAUUCACACUGUCCAAGACCUGAUGAACACCAAGAUGGGCCAGCUGGAACGCAAGAACAAACACCAGAUCUGGGCUCUUGAUAAGAUGACAGUGGAGAGAGUGUCAGCAGAGAGGACAGAGUGUCUGCAGAGGAUUGAGCAGAGGGUCCUGCAGGAGCGACAAGAGGCAGAGAAGAGAGAGGCGUCUCUGGUCAGUGAGCUGAAGUGCUGGUGUCUGUCCAAACUGCACAGCAUGGAGGUCCGUUACACAGGAGACCCCGGCAGCACUAAGCUGCAGCGUUCCUCCUCUGUAGCCGAGGGCCUGAAUGAAGCCGAUGGAGCCGGCCCCACCAUGCUACCUGCUGGACAGAGGGCCGGCACCCAGGGCCUGGAGCUGGACAGCAGCCCUGCAGUCCAAGACUGCAGCUGUGGGGAGCCCAGUUUGGCAGAGGGUGGCUCAGCCAACCACUACUUUGUGGUACAUGUGGACAGCUCUCCAGAUGGUGAGAAGGCACACAAUGCAGAGGCAGUAGCUUUGAGGUCACUGCCAUCUGUCCAGGUGGUUCGGCCGAAGGAGCGUUCAGCCCUCUGUGCUGACACCCAGAGGAAGAACGAGGACCUGUCAGAUGUGAACACGGUGGCGUACGCUGCGAGCAGGGACAGAGGCCACAGAGCCAGCAGCCUGUCUCCAUCCACACAGCGCCACUGCAGCAACAGGACUGACACUGGCCUCAGGGACAGGGAGCGAGGCAGGGACAGAGGUAAGCACCAUAAGAAGCAUUCUGAGGGCAGGACUAAGUCCGGAGGGGCCACAGGGAUCAGGCCUCUAGAGGUCAUUGGAGACCUUCCCAGUGAGCCUACCUUCACCCAGGAGAGGGACAACAUGCAUGCCCUGGAGGUCACCCAGUACUUCUUUGAGGCUGUGUCGAUGCAGAUGGAGCGCUGGUACGAGAGGAAGGUGCAGGAAGCUCACUGGCAGGCUGACCAGAGGGCCCAGGCUGACAGAGCGGCUCUGAUCGAAAGGAUUGCAUACCUGGAGGACGAGCUGCGCAUGCUGAGGACUCACAGAGACGAUGACUGCUGACACACAGGCUGCAUUAACACCACAAAAUUUCUUUGAAUAGCCAUGACAUGACCUGGAUUUCUAACAAACACCCAACUGUCUAAUGUCCUCUUCCUGGACAGCCAAGUCAUUAUAUCUAGUGGGCCUAGAUCCACUGAAUCACAUCAGCUAUCCCAUUUCUACUGCAGCCUACAAGCGUUUCACAUUCAAACUCUUAGUAGUACUGGACUAUGUGUACAUACAGUACUAUAGUAGUAACAGCAGCUCUUGGGCACUGUGUUGUAAAUGGUCAGAAGAGUGAGCAAAUAUGAUAUUUAACAGUUCAAUACACUUCAUCCCAUCAAACAGCCUCAACACUGUGCACACACACGUAUACACAUGUCCAUCUAUGCUCUAAAUACUGAUUAGUGAGCACAAAAAAGUCAGUGUUUUUUUGUAUAAGAUCACAUCACAUGAGUGAUGUGUGCACAGUGGAUGGCUGGAUCACAGUGGGAGCUGUAUGCAUGAAGGGAAGCGCACUAUAAGCUUUUUGUUUUAUCUGGAUGCUGGAGUAACUCUUGUAACUUUACUCCUUAUUUAUGAGAAUGUAGCUGAACUGACGCUGUAUAUAAAACCCUAGUGAAGGUAUCAACAUUUGAUUUUGCUGCACGGUUUGAUUUGUAUGAAGGCUGGAGUGUGACUGGUACAUUGUUUAAAUACAGCUAAUUUUUAAAUUGAUACAAUGUGAAAGAACAGUAAAACAAUUACAUUUACAGUUAUAAAAUAAAUGUUAUGUUUUUCUUUUGGCUAAAAAUGAAGAAAAAGUGAAAUAUUAAAAUAGAAUUGCAAACAUUUUUUGUUUUCUAUUUACCCAUUCACCCAUCUCACCGUCUGUCUCCUGCUUUAACACAGUUGAAUUUAAAGACAGCUGUCUUUAACGUCCCCGUGGCGUGCUCGCUUUGCUAUUUCCAGUCAUUUAAUGUUUAAUCUUAGGUAUCUCUAGAUUAGCUUGGCACCCCUCGUAACUCCAAACAGUCUAAUUAUUUCAGAACAAAAAACCAGAAAGCCUCUUUCUAAAAGUAGAGGAUAGUUCGUAAACGUGCACAAUUCCUAAUGCCGCUCAGGAAGCUAUGACAACACAUAAACAAAAACACUGACAAAUAAGCUAUGUUUUCGACAAUGACAGUAUCUCAGUAACCCUGGGGCCCUGUAUUUUUCUCCACAUCCUCUGGUCACAGUGCAGCAGCAGGAGGUAAAAUAUAUCCACAAAACCGGGCAC